CAUAAAAAAAAAAAUAAGAAUCACAUAUGAACAAACUGAACUGUCAAUCCUCUAUUUUGACUAUAAAAGUAUUUUUAAUUUUAUAUCUUUUUUUUUUGUUCAUACAUACUUUUUUAUAUAUAUAUAAAAAAGUAUGUAUGAACAAAAAUAACCCCACAAUCCCAUUGUGACAAUUGUUGAAUUUACUUUACAAUCAUUAUGACAUUGUCCCAUUAUAUUUCCAAAACCACCACCACAAUCUGCAUCAUUAUCAUCCUCAUCUUUAUAAUCAGUGAUGAUUACUGUCUUGGUUAGAAUUCGAUAUAAAUAACCAUUUCCUAAUAUUUUUUUUUGUAAUUUUAAAGAUGAAGAUUUAUUUGAGAACCAGAGUACAAGUAGUGAUGACAGCUCAACAGAAGACCUUACACCUGAAGCCCAAAAGAGAAUUAGUAAGCGAAUGUCGAAACCGAAUGAGAAAAAAUCAGGGGAGACUGGAUAUAAAGAUAUGACUUACAUUUGGGACUUUGCUGGCCAGCAGCUCUACUACAUCACACAUAAAAUAUUCCUAACGAGCGAGGUGGUGUAUUUGAUUUUGUUUAGCCUGAUAGAAUGCAUGUACGCAAAAGGGAAGCGUAGGAUAGAUGGAGAGGAAAGUGAUGUGAUGACAUACGAUAUGACAAAUAUAGAGAUUAUCAAAUACUGGAUGAGGAUGAUAUAUACGUACGCUAUCCCAGUUCAGACACAAGAUAAACAGCUACGAGCCAAGAAACCCCAAAUUGUGGUGGUUGGUACCCACAGCGAGAGCCUAGAAGGGACCAGUGACGACAAGAAGAAACAGAUUAAAGAACAGUUUAAAAUAAUAUUCAAAGAAAUCAAAGGCACGCCAUAUGAAUGUCACGUGGUGAGGGAAAUGUAUGCCAUCGACAACAAGUUUCCAUUGAAAAGUGUGAUGCUGAAGACUCUUAAACAAGAUGUCAGCGGAUUUCUCAAAGCGAUGCCCAAAACAAUUCCGCUUAAGUGGCUUGAUUUCCAAAGUCAAAUCCAGGAGAUUGGUAGGAAAGCAAUACGCAUGACUUAUGUUAAGGUUUGUGAAGUUGCCACUAAGUGUGGAAUUUCUGUGGAUAACCUCAUUCACACCCUCAAUUACCUACAUGAUCUUGGAAUCAUUCUGUACUUUGAGAACAACAGAAUACUGAAGCAUACAGUGAUAACAAACCCACGGAAGCUGAUUGAAAUAUUCAAGAAAAUCAUCACAGUGGUGGAACCUAAUGACAGUGAUAAGUGGCCUAUAAUGAUGACACUUUGGAACAAACUUGAUGACGAAGGUAUCUUGGAGGAGGAUUUAGUCAGACAUCUUUGGAGAGAUGAGCUCAGCCAAGAUGAAAGUAGCCUUGAGGUCUUCUUGGAACUAUUGAAGCAGUUUGGACUUCUCUGUGAGCAAAAGAAUGUGGAAAGCAGACAACGCUCAUUUUUUGUGCCCUGUCGAUUGAAACGUAGCAAAGAGAGUUUGUCUAUCGAACCGGACACGGAUGAGAUGGUAUCUAUCUACAUGGCCUCCGAGGAUUUCAUCCCUGAUAGUAUCUUCCACCCUUUAGUUGUCAGCUUGAUUAGAAUGGUGCAAGACAUGGGUUACACGGCUAAACCAGAGUUAUUCAGCAACAAUGCAAUCAUAGCUCUAGGAUGUGAUCACAUUCUCAGCCUAGGACCAGUAGUUAUUAAUAACAAACCCUCCUUAAAGCUUGAAGUAUUACGCAAGCCUAUAGAUCAAGAGGGAGAUACGAAUCCCAGUCCAAGAGUCUGUAUGCCGGUGUUGGAUUUUCUGAAGAAAGAGAUGAAAUUACUGACAUCUGGAAUGAAGCACACAGGAUAUACAUUCCGUGUCCUGUGCUGGAAAGACUCGCAAGAAACACACUUCCACGAUUUAGAAGAGUGCUUGACGAACAAUAACAUUCCAUGCGGGAAGAGAUAUAUAAAAACAAGCAAACUACAGAGGAUGUUCAAGAAUAAAAAACUUGAGACAGGUAACACAGAUUCAACAUACCCACUUACAUUAAUUGGAUUUAAUUAUUCCUGUAAAAGCAUAGAUAUUGUCAUUUAAUAAAAUAUAUUAAUAAUACAGUACUCUAAAUUUAAUUUAUUUAUCAAUAUUUUUAUUUGAUUUUUUAUUCUAUUUCAGCACCGAUUCCCAGUGAUACAACAACACUGCCACCAGGUUAGGGUUUUAAACAUUUUCAGAAUUUCAUGUUUUGUAGAUAUUAGCCUUUAUUGUCAAAUAAUAAAAAUGUAUACAUACAUAAUAGAAAUGUAUUGUAUAUAAAUGUUUUUCAAUAUUUCU
Anneissia japonica is the source of this 2314-nucleotide messenger RNA. Its product is annotated as probable serine/threonine-protein kinase pats1. The coding region runs from base 437 to 2077 and encodes 546 amino acids. NCBI's taxonomy places the organism in Eukaryota, Metazoa, Echinodermata, Crinoidea, Comatulida, Comatulidae. The transcript has 9 exons. The record is from RefSeq and is a predicted model, not a curated record.